Ipomoea nil (Japanese morning glory) is the source of this 2205-nucleotide messenger RNA. Its product is annotated as probable xyloglucan 6-xylosyltransferase 5. Gene Ontology annotation, biological process: xyloglucan biosynthetic process. Gene Ontology annotation, molecular function: hexosyltransferase activity. The transcript is spliced from 3 exons. Bases 214 to 1617 code for a protein of 467 amino acids. The record is from RefSeq and is a predicted model, not a curated record. Gene Ontology annotation, cellular component: endosome; trans-Golgi network; membrane. NCBI's taxonomy places the organism in Eukaryota, Viridiplantae, Streptophyta, Magnoliopsida, Solanales, Convolvulaceae.
AAAUUCCCGUCGGUGGUUCCUCUUUGUUCAUCUUCUUCCUCAGCCCCCCACCCACUCCAACCACCCGCCCGCACUGAUACACUCAUUUCACUCUGCGAUACCAUAGCUCCAGAUUAUCAUUCAUUCAUUCUCAAGACAAACUAAGUUCUAGAGAGAGAGAGAGAGAUUAAUACUGAGCUCUCUUACUCUUUGGUCAUAGUAAUACAAGCUAAGAUGGGUGUAGAUGAAGAUGGAGCACUACCCACUACCACAUUUGCAGCUCAAAAGAGAGCCGGAACACUACCCACCGCAACCGGCCCCACCUCCAACGGCGGAGCCCGCGGCCGAGCUAGCUCUACUCCCUCACGCGGCCGGCAGAUCCAGCGGGCUUUCAACACCGUCAAGAUUACAAUCCUCUGCGGCUUCGUUACCAUCCUUGUCCUCCGCGGCACCAUCGGUUUCGGCAACCUCGCUUCUUCCCAGGUCUUAGCGGAGGCGGAGAACUUGAAUCUCAUUGCGGAAACUAACCGGAUAAUCGCCGAGAUCCGGUCGGACAGUGAGCUGGAGGAGGAGGAGGAGGGGGGAACUCUCGACACGAACCCUACCUUCAUAUUGGGGCCCAAAAUCAGUGAUUGGGAUGAACAGCGAAAGGAAUGGGUCCAGAGAAAUCCAGAAUUUCCGAUUACUGUGAAUGGAAAACCUCGGAUAUUGCUUGUUACUGGGUCUCCACCGGGCCCUUGCGAUAACCCGGUUGGGGAUCACUAUCUUUUGAAGGGUAUUAAGAACAAAAUUGAUUAUUCUAGGGUACAUGGGAUUGAGAUAAUGUAUAAUUUAGUUCAUUUGGACAGUGAAAUGACAGGCUACUGGGAGAAACUGCCCUUGAUUAGGAGGCUGAUGCUUUCUCAUCCUGAAAUCGAGUGGUUUUGGUGGAUGGAUAGUGAUGCUUUGUUCACUGACAUGACUUUCGAGAUCCCAUUGUCUAAGUAUGACAAUCAUAAUCUUGUUAUCCACGGCUACCCGGAUUUGUUGUUCGAUCAGAAAUCUUGGACUGCCUUGAGCACUGGUAGUUUUCUCAUUAGGAAUUGCCAGUGGUCACUAGAAUUGCUUGAUGCCUGGGCGGUGAUGGGGCAUAAAGGUCCUGUCCGCGAGGAGGCUGGGAAGAUUCUCACGGCUAAUUUGAAGGGUAGACCGGAUUUUGAAGCUGACGAUCAGUCAGCAUUGGUAUACUUACUCUUGUCAAAGAAGGAUAUGUGGAUGGACAAAGUGUUCAUCGAGAACUCUUACCAUUUGCACGGAUAUUGGGCAGGUUUGGUGGAUAAGUACGAGGAGAUGAUUGAGAAAUUCCAUCCUGGGUUUGGUGACGAUAGAUGGCCAUUUGUGACACAUUUUGUGGGAUGCAAGCCGUGCGAAAGCUAUGGAGAAUACUCUGCCGAAAGGUGCUUGAGAAGCAUGGAGAGAGCUUUCAAUUUUGCCGAUAAUCAAAUACUAAAGCUGUAUGGGUUUAUGCAUAAGGGAUUGCUGAGCCCGCACGUCAAGAGGAUCAGGAAUGAGACUGAUGCCCCACUGCAAAAUGUAGAUCAGUAUGAUUUACGACGAGCAAAGCAUCCAAGUAGAUUACUCAAUCCUCAACAGUCAUGAAUCUUGACAAAGCUCUGGUGGAGAAGACAAUUGAACCGGGGGAAUGGUUCCUUCUGCUUUAAUACCUUUUAGGGAAGCCGAACUAACAGACCACCAAAUUUUCUUUGGAAUAUGGCCUCCCAAAAUUCCGAAAUGCAAGUUUUCGUUAUUUUUACUUACUUUCAGCUGCAAUCUCAGCUACAUUGGAAGACAACCGAGAAUUCUGUUGUACCGGUGAUCUGUACGACUGUACUGAAGGAAUUGCUUGUACUCUUACAACUUCUCUACAUAGCACUAAGGUAUACUACCAAUAGUCUUAACCUCCCCGAGCCGAGGUGUUAAAAAAAGAAAGAAAGAAAGAGUGAUCAUGCUUGCAUAAUUGUGUUGUAAUUUUUUGUUCUUUCAUUGCUUCUCCCCUCCCUUUUUGUGGAAAGAUUCAUUCUUAGGUCAAAGACAUGUGAUCCAUAAGGUCAUUAUGAUGUGUUAUAUGGGCUAUAAGUUAUUUAUUUGUACUGUAAUUAUUUUCUCCAUUUCUUCUUGUAUGGUAAACCAUCACACACACUAUGGAGUAAUACUGUAAAAGUGUAUAGAUUCAUCAUUUCCUAUUGC